Molecule: messenger RNA, 2216 nt
Organism: Phodopus roborovskii (desert hamster)
Lineage: Eukaryota; Metazoa; Chordata; Mammalia; Rodentia; Cricetidae
Gene: Abitram
Product: actin binding transcription modulator
Exons: 6
Coding region: 114-692 (192 amino acids)
Biological process (GO): regulation of filopodium assembly; regulation of actin filament polymerization; dendrite morphogenesis
Cellular component (GO): filopodium tip; lamellipodium; dendrite
Molecular function (GO): actin filament binding; actin monomer binding
Source: RefSeq, a predicted model, not a curated record
UUGUCCCACUGUUGAGCGUUGGCCCCGAGGUGGGAGGAAGGAGUCGGCGAGCUGCGCGCGUGCGCAUAGAGCUGCCACGCGGGAAGUACGUCCUUCUGGCCUGGACCGGCAGAAUGGAAGAACUCGGGUCCCCAGAGGCAGCGUUGACGGGGCCAGAGGUAGUCAUGGCUACCGAGCCCGAGGCGCCCUCCCUUGUGGAUCGAUACUUCACUCGCUGGUAUAAAGCGGAUGUUAAAGGAAAACCCUGUGAGGACCACUGUAUACUACAACACUCCAACCGAAUAUGUGUCAUCACGCUGGCAGGAUCUCAUCCCGUUCUUCAAAGUGGCAAAACUAUUAAAAGUAUUUCCUAUCAGAUCAGUACCAACUGUAGCAGACUUCAGAACAAAGUAUCUGGCAAAUUUAAGAGGGGGGCACAGUUUUUAACAGAACUCGCACCUCUGUGUAAGAUACAAUGCUCCGAUGGAGAAGAAUUUACCAUAUCUAGCUGUGUUAGAGGACGAUUGAUGGAAGUGAAUGAAAAUAUUCUUCAUCAGCCGUCUCUUCUUCAAGAAAAGCCAUCCACUGAAGGCUACAUUGCAGUUGUAUUACCCAAAUUUGAAGAAAGUAAAAGCAUAACAGAAGGGUUACUGACACAGCAACAGUAUGAAGAAGUCGUAGUAAAAAGAAAUAAUGCUACAGCCACAUCAUGAGCCUUGAGAUGGAGACACACCCUACCUGGCCUCAACCAUCAGUGCACUGAAGAAAGUAAUUGUAUGUGAAGUAUUCCUCACACAUGGCCAUAGGAGAAGCCUAAUCCCUCAUCUAACCUAAUUCCCCUCCUUUGUUGUAAUGUCACAAGCCUUGGUCCUCAUUUGUAGUCAAGCUCUCAGGCUGCCUUGCCUGGGUACUUGCUUUGGGUGUUGGGAAGUGCAGUUGUGGGUGUUUGCUUGCAUAUGGACAUCAGAAAACAACUUCGGUUGUUUUUUACCUCUUGUUAGGCUCUCUUUGGCUUAGAAUUUUGGCAGAUAACUCAUGAACUUCCAGGGAGACACCCAUCACCUUUGCCUCCCAUCUUGUAAGGCUAGUAUUAUGAGUGAACACUCCACAGUCAGCUUUUAUAUGGGCCAGAAAUCCCAAACUCAGGUCUUCAUGUGUUCAAGGUGUAUUCCUUUUCAGUUCCUGUGAUAGAAUACAAUAACUAAAAGCAACUUCAACAAGAGUUUAUUUGGGUUUGUAGUUCUAGAGGACUAGAUGUCCACCCUGGUAGGAAGGAAUGGUAGCAAGAGCAGGAAGCUGAGAGGUCACAUCUCUACCAUACACAAAAAGCAGAGAGUAAAGGGAAAGUAAGGUAAGGUUAUUAACUGACCCUAGUGAUGUAAUUGCCCCAGCGAGACUACUUGUCCUAAAAGUUCCACAAACUGGGGACCAACUGUUCAAAUACAUAAGUCUAUGGGGGUUAUUUUUUUUAUAUCAAUCUAUACCAUUCUUCCCAUGAUCCUUAUAGGCAUAUAGCCAUGACAUGCAAAAUGCAGUUAAUCUAAUCUCAAAAAUCCCCAUACUCAUUCCUGUUCUGAAAUCUAAAGUCUUCUUCUAAGACUCAGUGCAAUCUCUUGUGUCCCCCAGUAAAUCAGAAAACCAGUUACAUACUUCCAACAUACAAUGGCACAGAAUAUGCAUUCCCAUUCCAAAAGGAAGAAAUAAUGGGCAUAGUGAGGAAAUACUGAGCCAAAGCAAGGCAGAAACCAGCCAAUCCUGCAGCUGCAUGUCUACUAUCUAAGGGUUUGGUUUCAAAGGGAUUAGUUGACUGCCUCUCCAGCUUUGCUGCCUGCAUUAUAGAUUUUUUUCUGCAUUGUUCUGCUCUGUGUGCAGCUCUCCUUAGCAAUAUGUUUCACAGCUUUGGUAUUUCCAGUGUCUUGGGGCCCAGCUCCAUGUGGCCUCUCAUGGCUGGCCUUCUUGCAGAGACUAUCUCUACUAUAUGCUGCUUGGCCUCUAGCUUUCUGAAGCCAAGAAGGAAGAAUCCAGAAUCCUUUCAUUCUUUUAUGCCUCCAAAGCUAGUAUCAUGUGGAAAAUACUUAAAUAUUAGACUACCAGCUUUCAUUCCCUUGAUCAUAUCCACAGCAGCGCUCGUGUUGUGUUGUUUUCUAGGAGCAAAGAGCCAGUAUCUUAGGUUCUUUCACAGAUUGGAGGUUUAUCUGGGUGGAGUCUUGCCUUGGCCAGCUGUCCCAUUGUUCCAG